Acanthaster planci (crown-of-thorns starfish) is the source of this 3040-nucleotide messenger RNA. RefSeq names its product popeye domain-containing protein 3-like. The record is from RefSeq and is a predicted model, not a curated record. Gene Ontology annotation, cellular component: sarcolemma. Gene Ontology annotation, molecular function: cAMP binding. NCBI's taxonomy places the organism in Eukaryota, Metazoa, Echinodermata, Asteroidea, Valvatida, Acanthasteridae. Gene Ontology annotation, biological process: regulation of membrane potential; skeletal muscle tissue development; heart development.
CAUCCGCGGAGACAAGUGUCAUAUACCUUGAUGGACUAGAUCCAUAUCGCUACGUAGAGUAAAAAAAAAGACAUCCACCGAGGGAAGGGUGUCUGGCUAUGUUUUACAUCAGUAGGUAUGCCUGUGUGUUUAUGUAAUGAGGCGCUCAGUCAUCUGAGCGUAGACUACACUUAGCGCCCGCACUGGGCCCAGUGAGACACGGCGAAACGUAACCGUGUCCACAGACUGUGUGCACCGGGCGGUUUAAUAGUGCUAUCGUACCCCGACAGCACUUCGGACUGGAGAAAAUAGCAGCGACGCACUUUCUGGCGUGGGUCACUCAACGCUAUACCUGCAAUCUUCACACGACUCACCUGCUCGGAAAGUACAAUUUGUGGCGUGGCGUGUUGUCAUUUUAAGGAUCGUCGUAUAUCUUUAGAUUUUGCAAUACGAUGAGCAGACGGGUUGCUGUAUCAUUGAUAAACCCGUACGUAUCUUAUUAGAUUUACAGAUUGUUUGACUUAUAGCGAUAUUUCAAAUGUAGACCAUAACGAUAGACGUGCGAUGCCCUGCGUACACCGGACUGUCACUAAAUGGUACAGUAUUUCAAAUCUAAAGGGAUAGGGUCCGAAUAAUGGUGGCUCAGCAAAUGUUGAACAACGGCACCAACGGAUGGGUCAACGGACCGAUCUCUUGCGACGGCUGGCAGCAAGCCCAGCACGCUGUCUACCAACUCGGCUGCUUCAUCAUCGUCAACGGGUUCCUGGUGCCGCCCACGGUGGGCAUCUACCAGGCCCUCUGGCUCCGCGUCUGCCUGGUGCUGGGCCUCUUCUGCCACGUGCUGUGGGCCGGGCCCGCGCUCUGCUGGCCCGACGGCCUGGCCUGGCAGCUGGCUGCCUUUCUCGCCAACGUGGCCCACCUCGUCUACCUAACCUACCUGACCUACCCUGUGACCUUCGACGAAGACGUCCAGAAGGUCUACGAGGCCCUCUUCAAGCCCUUCAACGUCUCCCGACAACAGUUCCGCGUCAUGCUGGAGAGUGGCGGCGACAUUUACGAGCUGGACCGGACGGGACACUACGCCACAGAGGGCCGUACCAGAACAGAUAGGGUUCUGUCACUGCUGAUAUCAGGAAGGAUGCGAGUUACGGCCCGAGGUAAAUUUCUACAUCACAUCUACCCAACGCAGUUCCUGGACUCGCUGGAAUGGCAGGGCUGUCGGUCCAAUUGCGGACCGUCCACUUUCCAGGUGACGGUGACCGCUGACAUGGACUGUCGUUACAUACAGUGGCAGAAGAAAGCUCUGGACAAGUUUCUGCGGAAAGAAGGCUUUAUGCGGGCUGUCUUUGAGACCACUGUGGGUAAAGACAUCACCACCAAACUCUACUCCAUCAACGAAGAGCCAGAGAGCCCGUCCGCGCCCAAGACCCCGAGGGUCGCCAGGACGAGCAUCCGCACCGCAGAACAGCGCCUGAGCGUGCCGGAGAUUGCCGAGAUAUGCCUACCAGACGACGAAGAGGAGGACCGUGGCCUGCUCUCCCACAAAUGGGAACGGGCGAUGUCGUUGGACGAGGAAUCGGCCGGUAGUUUUGGGAUGGUUGGCGUUGGUGGUGGUGCGGCAGCACUUCGGCACGCCCCUGGAGGGACGAGCCAGCUGACCGUGCCCGGAUCCGGGAGCAUGGUCAGCCUGCACUCGGCGCGUUCCAUGGUGGACAUCCGGGCCAGCAUCGCGUCUGGGAGGGGGGCCGACGUCACCGGCCGGUCCAGCCUCACGCCUGGCUCGGCCGGCGACAGGUCGUCCCGGGUCAACAGUCUGACGUCACACACCAGCGAGCCAAUGCUAACGGACUCCGGCUCAAAGAGGAGCAGCUUCCAGUCCGAUCACGGCCCUUUCCCGGCACCAGACCGAGGGGAAACACACUACGUCUCAUCCGUUUAACACGAACAACCCGCUCCUAGCGACUGAAGCCCGUAGUGCCACGUAAGACGAAAGCGGCACCGUCAGAGCAACAAAGAAGUAUGCACCUGUAGAAUUUCGUAUUUACCGCCUCCAGGCAUGGGACGAGCCCUGUGCACCUCUUGUAACAGGGCCUGAUGCACAACAGAAUAUCACUGGUAUCACGCAGGGUAAACUUACUUUUCUAACUGCAACUAAAACUUCUUCAGUAACAGGCGCCAUUCCCGGGAUCAGAAGAAAUAAGGUCAAUUUCAACACAUUCAAACCACCGGUAGGGAAAUUUUAGGAAAGGAAGUGACAACAGUAAAGACUAAGUGGAAUAAGGAACUACCUUCUCUUAUGCAGUGGUCACUGUUGGGGGCAGACUUUGCCCCGCCCCCCUAAAAAAACCAAAGGUUGAUAUCGUGCCUCUCACCUGCGUGGAGCACUGCCAGAACUAAAACUGAACAGCUGAGGGCGCUCUGUGUACCGCUUAAUAAAAAUGUCGAGGGUGCUAAUUGCUUUGUGUGUGUACUUAAAUGUAACAUGAGUACAUUCUGUGUCUUUAAUGAUUUUAUGUAUUAUUACUAUAUCAAGUAUGCAUUAUGGCACAGUUUAACCACAUGCACUGCCGUGUUAAAAAGAAUGAGGUUUGUUAGAACUGUUUAAUACACUUCUUGUAUUAGCCUGGCAAGUUAUUUCUCUCUACAUGAAUGUGUGGAGAGAGUUACAGUUGUUUUCGUUUUAAUAAUAGUCACUUAACCUAAUUCAAACACAUGUGGCCAAGGCAUAUUUCAUUAUCAUAAUGAAUACAUGUUGACAAGGAAUGCCUAAAGAUUCAUCCGUACAACAUUUGCCAUGCAUAAUAAUAAUGCACUGGUGAUAGAAGUAGGAGUGUCCCCCCCCUACUUUUCCAACUGGGGAGAGCAUGCCCCCUCCACUUUUGGCAGGUCCUAUAAUUGGGUGGGACGUAAUGGGUCCGUCUAUAAUUGGCUGUUGCUUGAUGUUUUCACAAGUUUUCACAGUUGAUGCUAUGUUACACUUUAUGUUACAAGAGUUUAACAUUGUUAACAAGAACAUGUACUCCAUUAAAUACUAAAGGUAUGUUUUGUAAUUUCAAAUGUA